This is a messenger RNA of Chironomus riparius, 1732 nucleotides long. Lineage: Eukaryota; Metazoa; Arthropoda; Insecta; Diptera; Chironomidae. The record is from the annotation of a GenBank genome assembly.
UCGUCACAAAAAAAAAUUGAAAAUUAGAAAAGAAAUUAAUGUGGAAAAAAUGAAGUGUAAAUCUAUAGCAUGUCUAAUUAUCUUACUAAAUAUUGCUGGCGUAAUCGUUCUUGCAUCAUCUGCUUAUGACAGCAUAGAAUGUGAUCCACAUUCAAAUCGUGCUAGAACGGGUCGAGCGCGAUUAAUUGAAUCCAUUCCAUGUGAUUUGAAUAAGCAGAGUUAUUGUAAUUUACCAGGGGAGUCAUAUCCAUGGAAUGCAGUUAAAAAAUUUGUUUAUGACAAUCAAGGUCUAGUUCGUCGUAUGUAUGGCGACGUCCGACACAUCUUUGUUAUGCAAUCGGAACUAGAAAAUGAAAUUGAUUUCGACGAUAUAAAGCUUACAGCUGAUAAAUAUUCAAAAGCAUUUAAUACGCAUAAUAAGCCUAGACAUCGGCAGAUGAAAGCCAAGAAAGUGACAGCAAAAGCAACGACAACAACGAGAAAAAAUUAUCGAAGUGGUGAUACGAGUGAGCCACAUUUUCGACCAGCUCAAAGACCUGCCGCAAUAAAUACAAAACAGCGUACAAAACCACCAAAACUUACAAUCCAAUCCAAUGAGCAAAGUGAAAAGACUUCAUUGAUUGAUAAUUUAAUUCUAACGAAUGUCGAGUCGCUGACAAAUACGAAGUUAAAUGAGAAAUCAACGUCACAAACGACAACAAAAUUGACAUCAAUAACAUCGUCAUCAACGACGACGCCUAGUCUUAGUACAAGUGAAAUUAUGAAUGACGAAGACAGCAACAGAAUAGUUGAUAAUCAUGAGCAGCAAGCAUAUGAUGAUGAUGAAAGUGAUCGUGAGAAAAAUGAAACAGUCGAUAUAGCAGUUAUCGAUCUUUUCAGCAACAUUAGUUCAGCACUUUCUGCUUCAUCGACAUCAACAGUCAGCACAACAGAGAAAGUAUUGACGGAAUCAACUACAAUGUCUUCAUCAACGACAAGCUCGACAUCAAUAUCAAGUGAAAAGCCGUUGAUAAUGACUAAAAAUAAAGUCACAACAGAAGAGAAUGAGGAACUGGAGGAAGUUGUUGAUGACAUUUUGAGUGAGCUUGUUAAUGACUCAUCAUCAUCAGCCUCAUCCACUUCCGCUGUUUUUGAUAAGAUUGAUGAUAAGGGACAAGCUUCUAAAGAUCCUUCAUUAACAUCAACUACGGAGGCACAAUUAUAUCAAGAUGCCAUUCCCACUGCGAACAGGCGUGGAGUAAACGCUUGUCCGGUCAAAGAGGAAGUAGUCGCACCAUUUUGGGGUAAUAAUACUCGAGGUGAAAUCCUUGCAUUACUCAACGUCUAUCCAUUCGAGCAGUACAUAAAUUGGGAGAAGUGUACAAAUGAAAAUGAGCAAAUGUAUUGUCGAAAAGGAUGUCGCUGUGAGCAACAAUAUCGUUUGCAUCGUUUACUUGCAUAUAAUCCACUUGAUGCAUGUCGAGGUAUCUUUUCUGAUUGGUUUCGAUUUCCAUCAUGUUGCAUUUGCAAAUGCUAUGACAUUCCAUUCGACUAUCGAGUGACAUCGAGAAGUCCUCGGGGUUCAGAUAGAGUAUUAGAUGCUGCCAUUAGUGAUAAUGAGGAUGUUGAGAAUGAUGACGACGAUGGUUUUGAAAAUGACGAUAAGGAUAGUGAUGGAAAUUACUAUUUUGAUGACGACUAUGAGAACGAGUAGUUGCGGUUUUACACAACAAAAGAAAAAGUUUAGUUGAAG